ACCAAAUCACCAUCAAGCCAGGUUUAUGUUACGGUCAACCGUCAAAGAUUCUUGAUUUUAGUGUUAAACUUAAGCAUUUUAUCCUACAAGUUAUGUUGAUUAGAUUCCUCUAUUUACUGACCCCCUUAGUCCCGCCGGUAUAUAAUUUCUGUCACACACGUUGCUCUUCAUUACCUACAUACCAACAAGCAUAACAACGCUUCUUCAGCACAAAGCUUCCUCACCAAAAAUGGCUCUCGUCCUCUUUCUUACUUUCUCAUUCUUCCUUCAAGGAGCACUUGGUGGGAUUAUAUGUGAGACGUUGCCUGCUGAGCUCUGCUCAUUUUCGGUGUCGAAUUCUGGCAAGCGAUGCUUGCUAGAGAACCAUGCAACCAGUGAUGGAACAGUGGCAUAUCAAUGCAAGACAUCUGAUGGGUCUGUUGGUGUCAUUCAUGAUUUGAUUGAAACUGAUGAAUGCAUUAGCGCAUGUGGAGUUGAAAGGAAAACGAUUGGCAUUUCAUCGGGCUCUCUUCUUCAGCCUCGGUUCACUGCCAAGCUUUGCUCCCCACAGUGCUAUCAAGCUUGCCCCAAUAUUGUAGACCUUUACUUCAAUUUGGCUCUCGGAGAAGGAGUGCAUUUGUCUGCUCUGUGUGAAGCACAACUAGCAAAUCCAAGGCGUAACAUGUUUGAGAUUCAGAGCUCUGGUGUGGUUAGAAGUCCUGUUUCUUCCCCAGGUGCCAUUUCGGUUGAACUGGAAAGCACUAUACCCAGUGAUCCAUAUUUCUCUCCUGGUCUUGCUCCUAUACCAGCUUGAUGAAACUCCACAACUUGCUCCACUUUCCUUGCUUUGAUUCAUCCAUUAGGUUUAACAUAUAAAUUAUAGGGAGUACUUACCACCAUAUUAUAUGUAACAGUUACCUUAAUAUUUAUUAAUCAGCAGGUUAUUCUAAGCUCUGCUUUGGAAAAAAGCUUGAACUUCAAGUACUGAUUUAUUUUUUUUCUGCUCUCUAAUGUAAAUGAUGGAUUCAAGUUGAGCUUGUUUGAGUUCGAAAACGAGCUUGACUUGAAUAAG
Mangifera indica (mango) is the source of this 1051-nucleotide messenger RNA. RefSeq lists its product as uncharacterized. The transcript is spliced from 3 exons. Bases 230 to 793 code for a protein of 187 amino acids. NCBI's taxonomy places the organism in Eukaryota, Viridiplantae, Streptophyta, Magnoliopsida, Sapindales, Anacardiaceae. The record is from RefSeq and is a predicted model, not a curated record.